Molecule: messenger RNA, 1878 nt
Organism: Cladocopium goreaui
Lineage: Eukaryota; Dinophyceae; Suessiales; Symbiodiniaceae
Source: the annotation of a GenBank genome assembly
AUGCCAUGGAGUGGGACUGAUGACUGGGACAAAGCCUUUGUGGUUUGUGCCGGUGUUGCGGUGAGUGCAGCAGUUCUUUGGGGACUCUGUCAUGCUGUUGUAGAGAGGAGGCUCAUUUGCAAAGCCAUUCUGGCUUUCAUCAAAGGCCUGUCAACCUGUAGAUCCAAGAAGAACCAGGCGGAAGUGAAGUAUUUGGAUGAACAAGUUGCACUAGAGAAGAAGAAUUUGGCUCAGAAGGUUUUCUUUGUGUUCCUUUGCCUCGCUGUGUACAAUCUGGCAACCAUUCUCUACAACGUGUUCAUGGAGAGACCUCGCUGGAUGUCCACAGGCGGUUGUUGGCUGCUUGCGAUCGGAACCAUUGUGCUAUUGCUGGCGCAUGUUCCUUCAAUGCUUUCAGUCCGCAGCGUGGAUUUUUGGUCAGCACUGCUACAACUCUUCGUGAUCGCCUUCACUUCUCCACUCGCGACUUCCGUGGAUGAAGCAUUCAUUUCUGCUGUGGGUCUUUUCAUGGUAGUGUGUCUUCCCGCAGCUGCCUGCACCACGCGCAGCUGUGUGCUUCUUUUCUCCCAGUUCUUAUUUGUCCUUGCCUCGAUAGCACGUGUCGUCAUCGAUGACGAAGAGUUUAAACUUGCAUCUCAGUGCAGUCAGUUGAACAAUCCCACCACCUACGUCGUGUGCCAUUUGUGUUUCGUGCCUUUGGCUUUCUGUGUCUCGCACUGGGCGCAUCAGUUGAUGAAGAACAGGAUUAUCGCCCGCUUCAGGGAAACCAAGAGCAACACCCAGCUGAGUGCUGCGACAGCUCUGCUGGAUCUGACCUGUGAUGCCGUUGUGGAGCUGAAUGGCGACUUGCGCCUGGUGUCGCACAGCAGCAAACUCGCGGCUGUCCUUCUGCGGAAUCGGCCAGGUGCCACGAUGGAAGGCACGAAAUUCACAGAUCUGGUGGCACCCACAGAUUUCGAACGUGUGACCGAGCUCUUGCGCCGGGACUCUGGUGGCCGCACCUACGCCACUGCGUUCCGCAUGCAUUUGGUGGACAGCUGUGCCAGCAAGUUUCAGACAGAGGUCUUUCAGGUGAAGUACACGACAGCUGGUGGCCAGAAACGCCACAUCAUUGGUUUGAGGGAUUGCACCGACCUGCAGCCUCUGGCUGUCGAGCAUGACACUUCUUCUGCUGAUCAGUCCAUGAUUCGCCGAUCAAACUCUGUCAGUCGCCAGCUAUCAGAGCUUUCAGAGGUUCAGGUGACAAACUCCGUCUCGGAGGAUUUCCUUCCAGCUAUGAGGCAGAGCUUGAGCCGAAGCUCUUUUUCCAGCAACAGAUCGUUGUUUGGCACCGAAAGAGUGGAAAGAUUAAGUGACAGAGUGGAUAGAGUGGAUAGAGUGGAUAGAGCUGAACGUCCUGAACAAUCUGAACAACGUGAAAGAUCUGUGAAGAUCAAGCACAAGGAUGCCUUCUUGGAAAUCGAUCCGGAGGAGGAGCUCGUGAAAUGUGCGUCAGCUCCUUUCUCCGACCUCGCCGGUCAAAAGCUGUCAGAGAUUUCUUUUUCCAACUUCGCUCUUCAAACCUGCCAGCGCCUUUGCAGGGAUGCCAAGGCCUUCAACUCAUCAUUCUCUACUCAAGGGACUGAAGUGAAAUUUCCUUUACCAGAUCAGAUUGCAACAUUUGAUAACAUGCCUUUGCUUACGGCUCCACGCUUAGUGGAAGCAACGGGCUUGAUGAAGGUCUGUUGUACAGAUCUCGGUUCCUUGCAUGUAGUCAUUUGCGUGAGGCAGAGGAGGAUCUCCUCGAAUGUGGCAAAUUCUCCCGAAAGCCCUCGCGGAAGUAGUAGGUCCGAAUGGCCAUGCUCCCUCUAUGCCCAGGGAUGUCAGCACCUUCGGUAA